AUGGAUGAGAAUCCAAACAGAAUUUCAAGUAGCAAAAUUACAAGACAUAACAAGAGAUUUGACUCCGCGGAUGGCGAAGCUGAUUUGAUAGAGUGUUCUGGUAAAUAUUGCAAAUCAUGCACAUCAGGAUUAGUAGCUGAUUGUGUUGCAUUAUGUUGUUGUCCUUGUGUUGUGUUACAUUGUUUUGCUUUGGCCUUUAUAAAGGCACCUUGGAUUAUGGGAAGAAAAUGUUUGGGAUUAGGGAGGAAGAACAAGAAUAAGAAGAAGAAAUGUUGUCAUAAGAAGUGCAAAAGGGGACCUAAAGAUGUUGAUGAUGUUGUGUUAGAAGGAGAAAAAGAAAAUGAUUUAAAUGUAGGGUGGCCAGCAUCACCAAUGGAUAAUGUCCAUGUUAAUGUUGGAUUUGAAGCUGAAAAGGUUUGGCAUGAGUUGUAUCAAAUUGGUCAUUUAGAUUUUGGUAGGAUUUCUUUCUCAAAUGUUUAA
Lathyrus sativus (Indian pea) is the source of this 480-nucleotide messenger RNA. Lineage: Eukaryota; Viridiplantae; Streptophyta; Magnoliopsida; Fabales; Fabaceae. The record is from the annotation of a GenBank genome assembly.